This is a messenger RNA of Protopolystoma xenopodis, 327 nucleotides long. The record is from the annotation of a GenBank genome assembly. Lineage: Eukaryota; Metazoa; Platyhelminthes; Monogenea; Polystomatidea; Polystomatidae.
AUGAUAACCCCCGCAGAUUUGGAAACGUGUUGGGAGGGCACUUCAAGGCCGGAUCUGGGGCGGCAGGAUGAGGAUAGGUGGGAUGACGGGGCAGCAGACCGAGAAUCAUACGUCUACACGCGCGAUAACCAAGCAAAUGCCGCCAACAGUCGAGGGUUUAGAGUGCAACAACAAACAGUUGCCAGCAUACAGACUCACUACGGGUCCAGUCAACCGCGAUUUGGCGAUAGUUUUCCACAACCACACAGACGAGUGAGAGAUGCUCCAAAUGGCGAGAGUACCGAUACCGGUCGAGAGGAGGUAAAAUGCGAAAAUGGUGGGAAUUAG